AUGACAUCCUAUUCACAAGAUCCUUUCAUGUCGUGCUGGGAACAACAGACUUCUCUUCCUUUUGAUGAUGCAUUACUUUCAGCUGUUACCACGAGUGAAUAUGAUUACUUUAUUCCGCAAGACAAUAACAACUCGAUCUUUACGCAUGCAGAUGCAUCUGCUGAGUUUUAUCCAAGUCCCAUUUACAGCCCUAUUGCUGAUGGAAGCGAAUUUUCGACCACGACGUCGUUAAUGCCACCUUCCCCACCACCUCCUCCAGCUGCUGUCAACAUGUUAGACCCUUAUUGUGCAACCAGUGCUUGUUCCCCAACUUCUUUUGGUUGCCCUGAUACCAGCUCCCAUUUUUAUCCACCACCACCACCACCACCACCACCAUCUAUCCCACCCAUGACGCUGCAGGCAGCUUAUGAUCAACAUCAACAUCAACAACAACAAGUAGCCAUGCCAACAACAACACCCAUUUUAUCCACACCACCUUCACCUAAGCGCUAUCGUAGUAGUAAAAGAUCAACCAAAAAACAACAACAACAAAAGCGUAUCACAAAGCAACAUGUCACCGGAACGUAUCAUUGUCAACAUCCAGGUUGUGGCAAAACAUUUACACGUCCUUACAAUUUGACAUCCCAUAUGCGAACCCAUACCUCCGAACGACCAUAUGCAUGUUCCCAUUGUGGACGACGAUUUGCACGUCAACAUGAUCGUAACCGACACGAGAAAUUGCAUUGGAAUAUCAAGCCUUACGUUUGUUCCAAUUGUUCCAAACCAUUUGCCCGUAUGGAUGCGCUCAAUCGUCAUCUCAAGGUGGAGAAUGGAUGUGGUAGUGCUGUGGCCGCUGUUGCUGCUGCAGCAUCAUUUAUGGUCACACAUGGCGGUGCCAUCUUUUCCCAUGGUCUUGCAUAA
Lichtheimia ornata is the source of this 900-nucleotide messenger RNA. RefSeq lists its product as uncharacterized. Lineage: Eukaryota; Fungi; Mucoromycota; Mucoromycetes; Mucorales; Lichtheimiaceae. The transcript has a single exon. The record is from RefSeq and is a predicted model, not a curated record. Bases 1 to 900 code for a protein of 299 amino acids. Gene Ontology annotation, cellular component: nucleus. Gene Ontology annotation, molecular function: DNA-binding transcription factor activity, RNA polymerase II-specific; RNA polymerase II cis-regulatory region sequence-specific DNA binding. Gene Ontology annotation, biological process: regulation of transcription by RNA polymerase II.